Molecule: messenger RNA, 2986 nt
Organism: Drosophila eugracilis
Lineage: Eukaryota; Metazoa; Arthropoda; Insecta; Diptera; Drosophilidae
Product: retinal homeobox protein Rx
Biological process (GO): regulation of transcription by RNA polymerase II
Molecular function (GO): DNA-binding transcription factor activity, RNA polymerase II-specific; RNA polymerase II transcription regulatory region sequence-specific DNA binding
Source: RefSeq, a predicted model, not a curated record
UCGAGCGGUGAGCAGGCUUUCCUCUGUCCAACCUAACCAAGCAAACCAAGUGCGAAUCACAUAUAUAAAUAGAGAAAAUAGUAAUAGUAACUAGUAAUGUUUUUGCUAAAUGCAAUUAACUGAUUCACCAGUGAAACGAAAACAAAGCUAAUUCAAUUUAAAAUCACAUACGAUCAAUGGAUUAAAGAGAAGCGAACUGAGGAGAAAGUUUAGAUAGUGAUUUUCAGUGUAAAUUGUGUUUUGUGCUUGUAAGGAUCAAGAUAUAGAAGAUGGAGCACGAUAGCUUCGAUGAUCCCAUAUUCGGAGAGUUUGGUGGCGGUCCUUUAAAUCCGUUGGGCGCCAAACCAUUAAUGCCCACCUCAACGGCCAUGCAUCCCGUGAUGCUGGGCAGUGUCCAUGAAUUGUGCAGCCAACAGCAGCAGCAGCAACAACAGCAAAGGCUGCCCGAUUGCAACACCAUUCUGCCGAAUGGAGGAGGAGCCGGAGCUGGAGGAUCACCCAACUAUGUGACCAAGUUGGAAUUUGUAAACAAGAUUGGUUGCUACUCGCCUACCCAGAAGUUCGAGUAUAUCAGUGCCCCUCAAAAGCUGGUGGAACAGCAACAGCAGCAGCAUCAUCAACACCACCAGCACUACGCUGCCACACCACCGCCCAGUCACAAUGGCAUCCUCUUGCACAAGCAGUCCUCCCAGCAGCAACAGCAGCAACUGGUGGGCAUCUUGGAUUAUCAUCCACUGAAUGGCAAACUGGACUACUCCUCCUCGCCGAAGGAUCAGUACGAACCCCAGCAACAGCAGUUACAGCAUCUUUACGGCGGCAGUCCACAUCAUUUGGAUCAUCUGGAUCAUGGCAGCGAUGGUUUGCUGCAGGAUUCUUCACCCGUAAUGAUCAAUGGAGGAUCCACGGGAGGCAAGCUCAAGAAACCCGAUGAGAUGUGCUCACAAAUGGAAGCGGGUGGUGCUGGAGUCAGUCCACCAACUAGUUCCACCGCGGUGGUUAACGGUGUUUCAGUGACGACCAAUGGCACGACCAAUACGUCCACAUCUUCCGUCGGCGGUCAGGGGACGCCAGUCACAGUGGGCGGCGUGGCGGCUCCUGCUCCCAAAAAGGACGGCGGCAGCAGUAAGAAGAAGGGAGAUCCCAAUGGCAUCAAGAAGAAGAAAACGAGAACUACCUUUACUGCUUACCAGUUGGAGGAGUUAGAGCGUGCCUUCGAACGUGCCCCCUAUCCGGACGUCUUUGCUCGCGAGGAAUUGGCCAUUAAACUGAAUCUCAGCGAAUCUCGGGUUCAAGUGUGGUUCCAGAACCGACGGGCGAAGUGGCGCAAACAUGAGCCACCACGCAAGACUGGUUACAUCAAGACUAGCACUCCGCCGACGGCAACGCUCAAUCCCGGAACACUAGCACCACCUUUCACCAGUUAUCCACAGACAACGACGGUUACACCGCCGGGAAGCAUGGACAGCUGGACCAGCUACCAAACGCCUUAUGAGCUGACACCCCAGUUCAGUCUGCUCUCGCCUGCGGCCAGUCCGUAUGGCACCUAUUCCGGCCAGUAUGGCGCCUAUGUCCAUGAAAGCCAACUGUUCCCGAUGCGGCACUAUGAAUAUGGCAGUCCUACACGCAUGGAAAUGGGAGCAACUUCAGGUUCGGUGGCUGGUAAUGGAGAGGAGGCGGUAGCCAAUGGCGGAAGUUAUCAGUCGGCGGAGCUGCAGCCCACCCAGCAGCAACAGCAGCAGCUAGCCGACGGCACCCUGGUCACCGUCCAUGCCCACCAGCAUCAACUGGCGCAGCAGCAGCAACAACAACUCAAUGGCAAGUACCUGAGCGCCGAGGAAGCCAAAUAUGUUCAUCUCCAGUGCCAUCAAAGUGGUUCCGGUUUGGAGCUGAGUCCCGGUUCCAGCUGUCACUUGGUGGAGGCACAAGGCCAGCAUUACGUGACCACUGCCGCUGGAGGGGGAGCAUCCGGAGGAGGUACUAGCAGUGAUGACAACGAUAGCGGCAGUAUGCAGACUGUGAUCAAGAGCGAGGAGGGCGGCCAGCAACAGCAGCAGCAGGCACAGAGCUAUGUCUUGCCGCCUUUUUUGCACUAAGAGAAAUGCUCACACACCGGCGACAGCAACAACAACAGCGACGCUGGGCCACGCCUCCAAGCAUGCCGAGGGCCCGUUUCCGGCGGCCAUUUUAAAAGAGUGUGGGCGUGGAGUGUGCAGCAUUUCAAACUGUGUUUCUCCGACUGAAAGUGGGGCUCCAGAAGAGCACAAACCCAAAGACAAAGCCUCCAAAUUAGUAGAAUUUACUUAAAUGUAGAUCGUUGACCCAUGUUAAAGGAAGAAAGUUAAUUUACAAGAAAGUUAUUUAUCUUUAAACUUUAACAUUUAAUAGCCAAGAAAAUAAUAUCAAUGUUAGCUAGCUUUUAACUUUAAACUUUUUGAUUUUUUUUUAGUUUUUCUGGCCAGUCCCACACAGUCAUUGGCCACUAUUUUCAUAUUGCCAUAGGUUCCUUUUAGGUUUAAUCACGCAAGUUGCAACAACAACAGAAUCAAGAAGUCUUGCCAAAACUUAACGCGGUUUUUGUUCAGUCUAAGUCUAGGUUAAUCAAGGGUCAGUGGUUCAAGAACAUGAACCUACAACCCCCAGAAUGCAUUCCAAAUGUGCCUUACCAAAUGGGUGACGAGAGGUUUCUCAACUAGCCCCUUCGUUGCCCAACAAAUUUAGUUUUACUUACCCUAAGUUUAAAUUAAAUCCCAUUUACUGUUGUGUAGUUAGACAAUAAAAUGCUUUUUAUAUUGUAGAUUAGCUCAUUUGGCUUUACAAAGUUAUUACUUACUAAUUUAUCCUUACCAUUUUGUAUAACGGCUUGCAAAUUUUGUUGUACCUACAUUUAAUCUAGUUUAAAUUUACCAUAUAAUUGUAAGCAAUACACUAGGUCAUUUUGCAAAUGUAUAUAAUAGACAUUCAAAUAAAUCGUAUUUUGUACCAAUAA